AUGGAUCCACCACCUUUUGUUGGAGAUCAACCGGACCGUCGGAUCUGGACCUCACCUGGGACUCAGAUCAAUAAUAUGAUGAAUGUGUAUACUACCAUGAAGGAUGUGAUCUGUCCGCGGAAGAUGUCGACGAUCAGGCAAACUCCAGAAGAGAUCGAGCGACUUCGCCAAAGGAUUUGGAAGUUCCGACACCUCUUGAUCGGGAAAGGAAAUGCCCUCCCGCCGGCCGCUAGAGGCGUGGUGUGCGAUAUCGAUGUCGGAGGGGCGAGACCGAUCGCCCUCAAGUGCCGUAAGUUGAGGAUCCAGUUCAGGGAGAAGCUAGCAGACCUGAUCAAGGGUCUACUAUGA
Molecule: messenger RNA, 348 nt
Organism: Phytophthora megakarya
Lineage: Eukaryota; Oomycota; Peronosporomycetes; Peronosporales; Peronosporaceae
Source: the annotation of a GenBank genome assembly